Molecule: messenger RNA, 1968 nt
Organism: Drosophila serrata
Lineage: Eukaryota; Metazoa; Arthropoda; Insecta; Diptera; Drosophilidae
Source: RefSeq, a predicted model, not a curated record
ACACGUCUAGAAAACCGCGUUUGCCGCCAACGCCUGAUUUGACCACACUGUCCCAGCAGCUGAUCGAUCAAACAAAAAGAGGAAACACGAAAAAAAAAGGAAUCGAAGGAAAAAAAUGCGCUGCCUUUAGAAACAGAAAGUUAAUUAUUGAUUAUCUCGCGAAAUGGACAAAAAUCUGGAUGAGGUCAAAGGCAUCGUACAAAAGAAGUUCAAUGAAAUCCGGGCGGCGCUCCAUAUGCGCGAGAAGCUGCUGCUGCGGCAACUGGAGGUCAUAGCCAACACUCGGAAGCAGCAGCAGCUGGUAAAGGAGAGCUCCCAUCCGGAGAAGGAGCAAACUGGCGUCAGGUUCGUCGCUGGCGAGGGAGGCGCCGACGAUGACGAUGAGGUGGAGGAGAAGCUGCUAACGGCCAUUCGGAGCUUUGGUCACUUCCUGCUGGACAACAGUGACAUGCAACUGGCGCUGCAGGAUUAUCGCACUACGGGCCUGCGGAAUGAAGACUACAUUGAGCCCCUCGACGACCACGAGACGAUGUACAAGUGCCUGCAGGACGGGAAUGUAGCAUACUACGAUCUGGAUGAAGACGGGGCCCCGCCAGAGGCCAUUGUUGUGGAUUUUUCGCGUAAUCGAACUCUCGUGGAGGACAAUGCGAAGAGGUCCAUUAUAAAUAUUACACUGCAGGAGGCCAAGGAGCUGAUAAGGAAGGCCAAGAUCAAGAGGGAAACCUAUGUGCCGCCUUUGAACUUGGAGGAGUUGGACGAUGAACUGGAGUCAUCCAUUGCCGAGGCCGUGUCGAGUUUGGGCCGCGAAACCUCAGUCAAGUCCAAGGGCAGUGUCCAGGAGCCGCAAAAGAAGACCCGAAAGCAGCGCUUCAAGCCAAAGAUCACCAUCAACAAUUGCAAUGGAACCAUUAAUUUGCGCAACAUUGCCAGCCUGACCAUCAAUUGCGCCAAUGAAGAGGCCGUUAGCGCUGAGAUACCACUGGCCAAAUCCGCUGAUUCCAGCAUCACCACCGAACCAUCCAACUCGAACUCCACACCCACCACCACCGCCUCCAGUUCGAACUAUUCCAGCAAUGCCAGUUCGCGUUCGCAGUCCAAGAAGCAAAAGGCAGCCACCAAAAAGCAGGAACGGAUUGAGCGAGAACCCAGCUCGGAGUCCACACCCACACCGGGUCAGAGCCAACGCUACGAGGAGACAGACAUUCGCGACGUGACCUGUGACUUCUACAACCGUCUACUCAAUGAAAUCAAGAAGAGCAUGGUGGAGAAGCCGCGCAGAACAUACCACCAAGUGGCCGCGGAGACCGUUCAGGCUGCCGCUGCCGAUUCCAGUUGCGAUGCCAACUCCAAUCCUCAGGAGUCCGUACCUUCCAAACAGGAGCCAGUCUCCACCACUACCACAACCAUUACGCAGAGCAGCGAGUCCAUGGGUCCUCAGCUGCAGCCCGGCAAGCGGCUGAUCCUGAAGAACUUUGAGAAUCUUAAAAUCAUACUGGAGGCCAACAGCGGUGACGAGGACUCCUUCCAUCCCGUGCAGAUCGAGCAGUGGCUGGCCGAGAUUAUCUCAGAAACAGACCUGGAGCCCAUGCAGAACACGGACAUCCUGGAGCACAGUCGCAUCCAUAGCAGUGAGAGUCCCUAAAAAGUAUGGAGAUUGCGAACAAAUGAGAUUCCAACCUAAAUUAUCCUUAAUGCACUCAGUAUUUGAUCUUUUUUAUAAUUGUAACUUAGCUUUAGUUACCUUAAUUGUUUAUAACUUUACGCUUUUUAAUUUAAGCUAUUAAUUUAGAAUUUUUAGUUUAAGUUAGCUCAAAACCCGAACUCUCGAAAGACAUUCUAAACCAAUUUGGCGGAAUGGGAGCUAUAGAGGAUAAUCUAUACCAUAUAUUUCGUAGAAUCGAAAUUGUUUAAAGUUUAUUUUUCAAUGAAUUGAAAUGAUUAAGAGAUUAUUAAUGAUUACCUAUGAAA